Messenger RNA from Frankliniella occidentalis (western flower thrips), 2722 nucleotides. Its product is annotated as metabotropic glutamate receptor 6-like. The transcript has 11 exons. Gene Ontology annotation, biological process: G protein-coupled glutamate receptor signaling pathway; regulation of synaptic transmission, glutamatergic. Gene Ontology annotation, molecular function: group II metabotropic glutamate receptor activity. NCBI's taxonomy places the organism in Eukaryota, Metazoa, Arthropoda, Insecta, Thysanoptera, Thripidae. Gene Ontology annotation, cellular component: membrane. The coding region runs from base 223 to 2319 and encodes 698 amino acids. The record is from RefSeq and is a predicted model, not a curated record.
AUUAGCCGAGUGGUCCGGGUCCGGCCGGAGAGACGGUGGCGCCGGCGCUGCUGCAAAGUCACGCCCUCCACUCCGGGGGUUGAAAGAGAGGAGAAAAAAAAUCUCACGGUUAAAGAAAACACGGCCCACUUUUGGUGUUGGUGGAUUCCAUGAAGGCGGCUCGGGUGGACGUACGUGAGCGUGGCCUACUCGGACACGGAGUACGGCCGGCACGGCUGGGAGAUGCUCAGCUCGCUGGCGGCCAACUACUCAGUGUGCUUCGCCUCGCCCGUGCACCGCAUCGACAAGCAGGACUUCACCGACGAGGAGGCCACCAACGUCGUGCUCAGCCUCAACAGCUCCGAGGCCAAGAUCGUCAUCGUGUUCUCCGAGAGCUUCCAGUCGUCGAUGGUGAGGCUGCUCCUCAAGGCCCGCGACCUGGACGUGCUCGAGCGCUUCACCUGGGUCUUCUCCGACCUGUGGACGGACAAGUUCAGCGAGCGGGCGGACCGAGGGUGGCAGGCCAAGCUGCUGGAGGGAUCCAUAUGCGUGCACCCCAUGUCGCGGCAGCUCUUCGGCUUCGACGAGUACUUCAUGUCGCUCAAGCUGGACCACCAGCAGGUCAACCCCUGGUGGACGGAGCUCUGGCGGUCCCACUUUGGCUGCCGGGACGAUGAGAGCACCAAGGGCCAGUGCGACAACCCUCGGGCCACGGUGCGGGACGUGCACGGCGCGGUGCCGAUGCGCCAGGCGCGCUACCUGCACUUCGUGCGCGACGCCAUCUGGGCCGUGGCGCAGGCGCUGACCGACCUGCAACGCGACCGGUGCGGCGGCGAGCCGGGCAUGUGCGCAGCCAUGUCGCACAUCCAGGGCACGGUGCUGCGCGACUACCUCGCCCGGGUGCAGUUCAACGACGUCAACAGGAACCGGUUCACGUUCCAAAACGGGCGCGACGGACCGCCAAGGUACUCGGUGCUCAACUACCAGCGCACCAUCGGCGCGGCCAGCAGCCCGGCCAGCGCCGCCGGGCCGCCGCGCUACGGCUGGGUCAGCGUCGGGGACUACACGAUGAACGAGGACGGUUCCGGCCCGCACCUCCACGUGGACAGCGCCAGCAUCCGGAGCCGCGCGGACGCGCCGCUACCGUCCUCCACCUGCACGCCGACCUGCAGAGCGGGCCAGAUAAAAACCAGGGCGCGCGACGCCUGCUGCUGGUACUGCCGCGGGUGCGGUGAGUUCCAGGUGCGGCAGAACGACUGGACGUGCGAGGACUGCCCCGCCGGGUCGCGGCCCACGCCCGACCACCUGCAGUGCCUGCUGGUGCCCGAGGAACACAUCGGCUACACGCACCCCUGGGCCAUCGCGGCCAUGGCCGUGGCCAGCUUCGGCCUGGUGGCCACGGUGCUGGUGUCCGCGGUGUUCUGGACGCACCGCAACACCCCCGUGAUCAAGGCCGCGGGCCGCGAGCUGUCGGCGCUGCUGCUGGUGGCCGAGCUGGCCUCGUACCUGGUCACGUUCGUCAUGGUGGCGCCGCCCACCAACGCCACGUGCGGGCUGACGCGCUUCGCCCUGGGAUUCUGCUUCACGCUGUCGUACGCCGCCGUGCUUACCAAGACCAACCGCAUCGCCCGGAUCUUCAACCAGUGUCCUGGAGCGGGACCAAAGAAGACGAGGUACACGUCCCCCGGGUCCCAGCUGGUCAUCACGGCACUCCUCACGUCAGUGGAGGCCCUCAUCAACCUGGCGUGGCUGACGUACGAGCCGGCCCGGGUGCGUGACCACUUCCCCAGCAGAGACGUGCGGCAGCGCAUCUGCGUGGGCCUCGACAACUACUCGUACCUCGUGGGGCUCAUCUACCCUCUCGUCCUCAUCGGCCUGUGCGUCGUAUACGCCGUCAAGACGCGCAAGUGCCCGGGAGGCUUCAACGAGACGCGGCACAUCGCCUUCACCACCUACACCGUCACCAUCAUCUGGUUGGCGUUCGUGCCGCUGUACCUCGCGUCCACCUCCACGGCGCUCCGGACCGUCACGCUCGCCAUGUCGCUGUCCCUCAGCGGGCUGGUGCAGCUGGGCUGCCUGUUCUGUCCAAAGGUGUACAUCGUGAUACUCAAGCCGGAGAAGAACACCAAGGAGGUGGUGAUGAUGAGCACGUGCCACCGCACCCUCGGGUCGACGGGCACGCUGCCCGCUCACCACCUCACCACCAACCCGGCGGCUGCGCUCGUCAAGGCGCGGCUCGAGGGACGCAGUCCCUGUCCUUCGGAGCUGGGUUCGGACAUGUCCCCAGCGAUGGCCGGAUCACUGGCCGACCACGACGAGGCCUUGUCGCUGUCGCACUAGUGGACCAGCACCAACGCCCCAACAAACACAUGAUCUCAUUAACGUUUUUACCUAGAUAAGGCCAGUGCCACAAAGAAAACGAAUUUAACUCCACUCGCCAGCUUUCUAAAAAUGUAAUAUGCUGUUCUGGAUUUUCUCUAAAUCGGUAUUAAAUGACGGAUUCAAUUAUCAGUAGAUGCUAAGACAUUACAACAAUAUUAUCUAACAUCGUUGCUGCUAAGAAGAAGAGGCUUUAAAAAAUUUACAUGAAAAUUGAUAUGUUGCACACAUUUUUCUAUUAUAGUUCUAGUGUAUCUGGAAUAAUUUUAUGUACAUCACUAGAAAAGGUCCUGUCGUAUUCGUCAAAAGGAAAUUGGGUUUAACCAAUAAAUAAAAUAAAGACUGUUUUUAAGUAUAUAAGGAG